Messenger RNA from Pocillopora meandrina, 7097 nucleotides. The record is from the annotation of a GenBank genome assembly. Lineage: Eukaryota; Metazoa; Cnidaria; Anthozoa; Scleractinia; Pocilloporidae.
CUUCGAAUUAUUAGACCACUUCUUGCGCGAGUGCGAUGUUUGAAAUUUCUCGACGUUUCGAUGUAAAUCAUGCACUAAGCUGUUUGUAUACAAGUCGAGAUGAACUUUUCAGAACUGUUUAAGCAGACAAAUCAGCUGAGCAGAUUUUCACCAAAUGGCAAAUACUUGGUAAGUUCUAGGGAGAGAACAUCUUUCGAUCUUGUUCACGCUGCACUAACAAACUUUUUCUUCGUUACCAGGGUAGUUGUGUCCAGUAUCGAUUGCUUGUCAGAGAUGUCAAAACCCUCCAGAUUCUCCAACUCUACACUUGUUUAGAUGUUGUACAACAUGUAGAGGUAAAGUUCGAAUUCAUUAGAGCUGAGGCGCAAAGUAUGUAAAUUACAUGAUUCGUCACUUUCGUGACUACAAUUUAAUGUACUGAGAAUCAUUUAUAUAUGAUAGAAGAACUGCAGGUGUAGUUGAUACAUCAACACGUACUAUCAAAUCCUGGUGGUGUAUUUUGAAAGUGCAGCAUCAUUACCCCAGCAAUCAUAUGAUCUUGGCAUUUACUCAAUAGUUCUUCUCACUAUAUUCCAUAUAUUCCAUAGAUUCCCUACAAUGUUAUUUCAAAGAAUUUGGUGUUGGAUCAAAUAUUAAUCCCUAACUGAAAUAUCUCUUUAUUCUCAUCACUUGUCUACUUGAUAUUGUAUUGAUAUUAUAUAGAAAAAUUACAUGUAUGUCUUGGUCACUCCUGGAUUGAAAGAUUGGAUAGCUUUUGACAAACUACUUUUAUUUUUAUUUUCCUUGUAGUGGUCUUCUGAUUCCCUGUACAUACUUUGUGGCAUGUUAAAGAGAGGAAUAGUUCAAGUAUGUUUCUAUGUUGUUCGAGUUAGGAAUAAGUACAGUCUCUGAUUUGAUGGACUGGGAUGAGAUAAAUGUAGGAGAAGAGUAGAUCCAACCUUUGAGUUGUUGUUUUUAGUUAAUGAUCGAUUAACGUUUAUAUAUGUUUUGUGAAAUUAUGUUAAAGCAUAAAAAAUAAAAAAAAUUGUUGAAAAAAGAGGAAACACCUCAAAAGAAGAAAAAGAUGCUACAUUUACUCAACCACCUCAAAAACAUGCUGGGGCAAUCUGUAACAAAUUAAUGCAGGACUUAAAGCUCUGAGCUUGCCAAAAAAUGGAAUUAUGGAAGCUCUGAAUUAGAAAGUUAUUGCAGCACAUACUAGUCAAAGAAUGUUGGACCUGAUUUAACAGUUGACAUUUUUGUUUCUUUGUGGAAAUAUCCAUUCAUUCUUUACUUUUUUCACAGUAAUUGUCAUCGAUAACAAGUUUUUUAAUUUAAACAUGCCAUCAGGUGUGGUCUUUAGAGAAACCAGAUUGGACUUGUAAGAUUGAUGAGGGAUUAGCAGGAUUGACUGCCGUUAGAUGGAGUCCUGAUGGAAGACACAUUCUGUCCACCGCAGAUUUUCAGGUGUGUGGAUCUUACAGGGGAAAUUUUUUGCCACUGAUCAGUGAUGAUUUAAAGAAACAUAUGUCUUCAUGAUUGUCAGGCAUGAACUAGUUAUGUGAUCUUUUUCACAAAGAAGAUCAGUUUACAGAGUACCGUACUACGAAUUUGGAUCUGAGUGGAGGUUUGUAGCUUGUUAGUAGCCUCUCAAAAAUGAGGCAUAACAGGGGCUCUGAGCUGAAUUUUUUUAUCAAACUCACCAUAGUAAAUUUAAAGUAGUGUGGCAGAAAAAGAAUAGAAUGGAAAAAAUUUGAAAUUCAUAGAAUAUUGCAAAAUCUUCUGUAUCAGUAUUUUUACCAUUCAUGAACACUUAGCAAAAAGAGUACCAAGAAUACUAGUGAUACAGCAAACUACUCAGCAUUGAACACAGGUCACCAAAAUAAUGACUCUCACCGCAAAUGUGGUUGCCAAAUUUGUUUUUCUACCUGUGAUGGCAAGAUCUCAGCAUGCUUGUUACUGGCUUGACUCUUGUUACUUACAGGAGCUGCUUUACUGCCUAAUGUUGUGGGCUAUUUUAUUUUAUUCUUUUCUUUUUAGCUGAGAAUUUCUGUCUGGUCUCUGGUUAGCAAAUCUGUCAGUUACAUCAAGUAUCCAAAACACGCACAUGCAGGUAAUUGUUAAUGUAUAAUUUAUCUGCGCAAUGAUGACUUUUUACUGAAAGUAACCGAAUUAUCAUCAUAUGUGCUGUAAGUUGUUGAUAAAAAUAAUGGUGUGGUCCCCUACUGUAAUUACUCUAGGUUUUGGAGUACCACAUGUACAGUAGAAUGUCUCAAAAAUGUUUUCAAGUGUAUUAAUUUUGAAAGUGUGAUAGCAUACCUUUAUUUUCUUGAUUAAACAGAUUUUAGGUUGAAAUAUGUAGUUCAAUCUCUUAAUAAUUUUGGAAAUGUUGGUUGGAACAAAGGGAAAUGCCAGUCAAAUUAGUCAAAGAUUGUUUUUACCAACCAUGCAAUUAAUUUAAUCUGAAACUUACCUUAAUUCUGAAUAAAUGUAUCUUUAUUCUCAGGGCUUGACUUUACUAAAGAUGGUAAAUAUAUGGCAUUAGCUGAAAGAAGAAACUGCAAAGAUUGUAUAAGUAUAUUUGCUUGCUCUUCAUGGCAGCUAGUGAAGGUACAUAUACAUGAAUGGCAAAAUUACUAAUUAAAAAGAUGAUUCGCAUAACUGUAAUUGACCAUGUCAGUGUGUAGUUUUUGAAACAGUUUUCAGAAGCUAUCAGGAUACAAUUAUUAUACGCUUGAAUAUUAACUUAACCAAGAAUACUACAGUUUACUGUAAUAAAUACCAUUGAUGUGAAAAUUCUAAGCUAAGUUUUUAGGAGAUGAACAUUAAUAUUUUCCUCAUUUUCAUUGUUUAUAUCUAUGCUGAAUGUUAAUAAACUUCAAUAUUUCAGCAUUUUGAGGUGGAAACAAAUGAUUUGGCUGACUUGGCUUGGUCGCCUGAUGGUAGAGUUCUUUGCAUAUGGGACUCUCUCUUAAGAGUAAGUACUGUCAGUAAUACUCAUUCUACUCUUAGGAACUUAAAUCAAGAGUUCACUUAUGGUAAAACAGUGACAAAUGCAAUGCAUAUAAUUUAACAGUUGUUGCAUGAAUUUUUUAGGCAUAGGGUGUGUGUAUAUACACAUAGAGUGUGUUUGGGGGGGGAUCUGGGGGGAGAGCCCUUUGGCCUCCUCAUCACUUAGUUCAAUGUUUGUCUUUUAAGUUUGGUUUUCUUCCAUUAUACCUACCCAUCUGUUUCCUGUCUCUCUUACCCUCCCCCCACUAUUCUCCUUGAUUGUGGUGUACCCCCUCCCCUCCUGGUCCCCCUUCCCCCCCCCCCUCCUGCCCCUAGUCACAAUGGCAAGGUCAGAUUUCGUUUGAUAAUUGGAUAUGUUUGAUGUGAUCAACUUGAUUAGAAAUGUUUUUACACAAUUUUCUUUACUUUCAGUAUGAAUUAUUGGUUUAUUCAAUGGAUGGCCGUUGCCUAUCAAAAUACAGUGCAUACGAGUUUGCUCUUGGAAUCAAGUCUGUAUGCUGGUCUCCAUCCAGUCAGUUUCUAGCAAUUGGCAGCUUUGAUGAGAAGGUAUUUUUGGAACAGUUAAAUUAUAUUUUACGUCAUAACAAAGCUAGGUGCACAUCAAUGUCUUGUGGCGUAACACACUUUCACUUACCACUACUCAUGAAACAGACAUGUGCAGAGUGAAAUUUACUUCUGGUCAGCUGUCCUUGACGUCAGCAAUCCAGUUACGGUACUCGUUCUUUAAGCCAAAGUUACGGCAUGUAAACAGCCUUUAUCUGUACCAUAAAAUAAGUUGCAAUCAUCGCCCGUUAAAAGCUUUAAUACUCUUAUAUAAAGCUAUAUGCUGUUUUUAUGUUACAUGGAAAAAUGUUGCCAAAUUUUGUACUUCAACUAUUGCCUAUGGGAAAGGUAGGUUUGCAGUAAUACGCUGUGCAUUGCUUAAAUGGGCCUUGGUUUUCUGCUUCAACUUUGGUAAAAGUAGAACUGUGAAUGUAGGCAACCCACUACAUAGGUGACACGCGUGCAAUAUGAUGAAAAUCUAUCGAUUUCCAGCCUGUUAGGUAUUUGUAAAGGUACAUCACUGUAAAAUUGAAGAAUUGUGAUGUAACGUAAUUGAAUCACUUUUUUAAGGACAACACGGUUACUCCACACAGCAGUUAUAAAAGCCUUUAAAAAAAACUUUGCUGCUCUGUUGCAGUGUCGCGUGUUGAACCACGUCACGUGGAAAAUUGUCGCAGAACACAACCAUAGUCACACGGUGGAUUCUCCGUCAGUGGUAAUGAAGCUUCUUGUUACGAUGAACUAGAUAAGGACUACAUGCACAAUUCCUCUAGAGUUGCCUUAAUCUUUCCAUGACGUCAAAUUAAGUGUUCGCUUAAAGAGCAUGAACUAUAAAGAAUGGAGUUUACAAUCCUUAUAUAGGGUUUCCUUGAGGCUUGGAGCAGGAGGGCACCCGGGAAUGCAUUGCGCAAACUCGUUUUCUUCGAAAAAUGGCUCUACUUCCUUGGUUGCUGGAGUGUUAAGCCUUGGGAAGUUGAGUGAAUAUCCAGAAUGGAUGCCAACUACGCUGCUCACUCAAAAAAUAAGUGGUUUUGACAGCGUUAUGUAAUAUAGAGCGUAUCUUUUUUUUUUUUUUUUUUUUUUUUUUUUUUCGUGGCGAUCAAAAUUUUAUCCUGGACUGAUCAUCUCAUGAUUUUAGGUUGUAGGAUGGUAACUUUGAAAAAACUUGGAGCUCUGAUUGGUCAUCUUAUAAAAAGUUUAUAUUAAUUUGUUUCCUGAAUUUCUUAGAUUGUUUACAGAGAAGUGGAGCUGAAGCCACCUUUGCUAAAAGGAGAGAUCAUGCCGCCUGGCGGGUUUACGGUGCAGAGUAAAUGUGAGUUAUUAAUAUUUUUACAGUGCGAUUGCUGUUACAAGGAUCACCGAGACGUCACAAUGUGUUUAGAGCCACGCUGUCGCUCCUACCACAUUUUGACGCCAUCUAUGAUCUACAGUACCGCUCUCGUGUACUGCAGCAUCCCCAUGCGUCUCCGGUGGGUGUAGUUACGCAAAUGCAAUGGUUUACACGUGAAUGUGGGUAUUUUAAGUCUUCUUCGUCGUUCGCUUCACGCAUAUGCAGGUACUCUUUCACACCACUGCGAUCGCUAAGAAAUUUGUACUUCGCCGGACUUAACGAUUCUUGAAUGCGUUCUUGCGACGGGAAAAAUACGAAGUUGAUCAUUCAGGUAUAAUUCGCCCUAAUAAUCUGCUAUUCAUUUAAUUAGUUAAAGUGGAUUGUAUUUUAUCGCGUGAGUAAUUCUCUUCACUUAUGUGAAUGCUCAAGUCAAGCCUCUGUAUCUCUAAACAGACGCGCGGAAACAUGGAAUCUAUUUCUUAAUUAUUUCUUUGCAGAUGAGGUUCAGCCAGGCCCAGUCCAGGUUCCGACGCUUAAACCUGACCCAGAAAAGGCAAACCCCAAACUUGGUGUUGGACAUGUGGCCUUUAGUCAAGACAACAGAUAUUUAGCAACUAAGAAUGGUUAGUGGCAGUCACUAAGGUUUUACUUCUUUGGUAAAUAACGUAUAAUUUUUACCAGUACCUGUCCGUGCGAAUAGAAAAAAACAAGAAACUGCUCAUAGCGCGGAAAAACGCAAGUGACCAAAGCAAUCACAACAGCCAAUCAGAGCCAGGAAAAUAUCAGCAGGAGCCAAUGUGAACUUGAAUUAAAAACAAGCAGCCUGAAGCGCGGGAAAACGUUAGUGACCAAGCCGCCAGUUUUCUGAAGAAAUCACAACGCAAAAUCAAAGCAAUCCUGGAUUGCUUACGACUUUUCCAAUUAAAGAUUGCUUUCAAACCGCAUUUGCUCUAACUAACAUGUCUUUCUUUCUUUCGUUUUUAUUGUACAUAGACAACAUGCCUAAUGCUCUUUGGUUAUGGGAUGUGUCCAAGUUAUGUCUUACAGCAUUGCUACUGCAGACCAGUUCCGUGAGAGGUCAGUUGAUACACCUUAGUUAAUGGUUUAAUUAGUAAUACGCGCGGAUAUUGUGCGAGCUGCUUCGUAUUUUUCUGAGCUCCGUAGGGAAGAGUAAACACACAAGCAGCUUACAAAAUAGCCACGGGUAUAUAUGUUCAAGCAAUCGAAUAAGAGAUUUAUUAUUCCAUUAUUAUUUCAUUUUUUCUUCUUUUGUCUUAGCUUUCCAGUGGGAUCCAAAACAACCCCGGCUAGCCGUCUGUACCGGAAAUAACAAGCUGUACAUGUGGUCGCCUGCAGGCUGCGUGUCGGUAGUCGUACCUACAGAAGGUUUGUUGUUCCUCAUUUGGUUCCUAGUUUUGUUAUGACCAUGAUUAAGCGCUUUUCGUGAAACCGAAACAAAAGCUAUCACAACUGCCAACUUGAAGAACGGAAAGACUUUCAACGGCGAAUGAGAACUUACGGUGAAAACAACCAAAUUACUUAAAGCGCGGGAAAACGCGCGCGACUAAGUCGUGAGUGGUUUCAGUGGCAUCUGAUUGGUUGAGAACGUGGCACGAGUUUUCUGGAUCAAUCAUAGAGCGAAAAAGCACAACCAAUGCAAUCCUGAAUUACUUUCGGCUCUCAAUUGAAAAUUGCCUCGUGUUGAAUGGUGUGUUUGGACGUUGAAAAUUGCUACCAAUUGACUGGGAUAGAACAAGAAUAAACCAAAAAGAAAUUAGGACAUUUAAAGAAAGAAACUGUUUAAAAAGAUUGGAAAUGGAAAGCUUGGAAAAAAAUUUUACUGAAUUUUAAUUUUUGUCAGAAGGACACUUGUACGAUCAAUUAAGUUUGUGUAGCUCGUAAAGUUUAACAUACGUAAACUAUGGCAUGUUUGUGUUCAGCUUACUCGUUAUGCGGAAACGAUGUUUACAUUAUUACUUUUGUUUAUCUGGUAUUGGUCUUUGAAAGGUUUCUCCAGAAAGAUAUGUAUACCACAAGAGAAUCGUUGCUAAAUCAGUCUGCACACCCAAUUCCCAGUGCGAUUUCAUAGUCCUGAUUUCAUGUGUUUCCUUCUGGCUUCAUUUCAGCCACUUUCCAGAUCACAUCCUUACAGUUUCAUCCUGAUGGCAACAUUCUCCUACUGCUGGGAAAAGAUCACAUGUGCUUGUGUUUUCUGACAGACCCAAGGACAUAA